Molecule: messenger RNA, 1237 nt
Organism: Magnolia sinica
Lineage: Eukaryota; Viridiplantae; Streptophyta; Magnoliopsida; Magnoliales; Magnoliaceae
Exons: 2
Coding region: 374-1090 (238 amino acids)
Biological process (GO): COPII-coated vesicle cargo loading
Cellular component (GO): COPII vesicle coat; endoplasmic reticulum exit site
Molecular function (GO): GTPase activator activity
Source: RefSeq, a predicted model, not a curated record
GCCAAUGCAUUCUCUGCUUUUCUUUCUCUCUUGAGUGUGUAUGCUCAGUCGUUCUGUUUUGGCCAAAAGUUGUUGGCUGGGGCUCAUCUUCAAUUGGAGAUUUCCUUAGUGUUUCUCUUCAACAACAGUUGGCUAUUCAUUAGUUAUUAAGUUGGCUGAAUUUGAUGCUUUCUCUUUCACUAAUAGUUGACUGGAUGCAAGUGAGCUUUGUAAUAUUACAAGUUGUAAGUAAGGAAAUCCAAGGAAAUACCCAAGAAAUACCCAAGCUGAUUUUUUUGUAAAAAAAAAUGCACCUCUUAGUUGAAUUUGUGCAUCUAUAUCUGUACAUGAUAUACUCCUAUUUGAUGUUUUUUUUUGGAAAGAUUCCUUUUGAAUGUUUAUCUAUACUUUCAAAGAACAAAAAUUAUAUUUAGUAGUUCUCAAUGAAUGUGGGUAUUGGUACUUUCAGGUAGGUGUUGCAGAACUUAAAGUUGCAGUUGAAAGGAGUGGGGGGUUGGUUGUGCUGGCGGAAAGCUUUGGCCAUUCUGUUUUUAAGGAUUCUCUCAAAUGCAUUUUUCAGUCCACUGACUACGACUUUGGUCUAUCAUUUAAGCUUCAGAUGAAUUUGUUAAGAGGCGUGAAGAGAUGUGCCCAAGUGUGUGUUGAGAAGGUCUUUAUGUCUUUCGAAUCCACUGUUCGUAAGAGGGCAAGCGAAAUGGUAUGGUCUUUGUUCAAUCGUAACAUGCCUCUGGCAAUUGAACUGAGUGCAAUAAGAAUUGUUGACGGAUCAAAAAGUGAAUUACUAUCUCAAUCGAAGCAUUUGGAGGUCCUCCAUAUGCUAAAUUCACUGAAACUUCUUUUCCCUUUUCUCUCAAAGAAAGUCACUAUUAAAUUGUUGCUGGAUUUAUAUAAGCUCUUGGGUUGCCAUUUCUCCCCACUCACGCGGCACAUUCUUGAUAUUCUUGGAGUACUUUUUGAAUUUUCAAGAGUAGACAUUCCUGUAUUAGAAGUCGAUAACAUUAUAGUUUCACUUGUAUCACAUGUAUCUUAUGGUGGGGAGAAUCCAGUAGACACUGUUAUGUCUGCAUCAGCCUUGUUAAAGACUAGAUGAGAAUCUCAGUCCACUAGUUAGAAUGCAAGAUAAACAGCACUGAUGAAGAAGAUUUAUGUUGUAGGAGACUGAAACAUGGAACUCAAAAUAAACAUGGCAUUGGUUACAUGGGUUUCUUGUGUAUGAUUCUUGAGCAGCAUCAAACAC